Lutra lutra (Eurasian river otter) is the source of this 2216-nucleotide messenger RNA. RefSeq names its product hydroxysteroid 17-beta dehydrogenase 7 (gene HSD17B7). Gene Ontology annotation, biological process: cholesterol biosynthetic process. Gene Ontology annotation, cellular component: endoplasmic reticulum membrane. Gene Ontology annotation, molecular function: 3-beta-hydroxysteroid 3-dehydrogenase (NADP+) activity; estradiol 17-beta-dehydrogenase [NAD(P)+] activity; 5-alpha-androstane-3-beta,17-beta-diol dehydrogenase (NADP+) activity. The record is from RefSeq and is a predicted model, not a curated record. Lineage: Eukaryota; Metazoa; Chordata; Mammalia; Carnivora; Mustelidae.
GUGGCCGCGGCGGACGGCCGGAUUGCUCUGCUCGGGAGGCAGUGGCGGUUCCCGGCAGCGCGGCUCGGCGGUGGGAGAGAGACCAUGCGGAAAGUGGUGCUGGUCACCGGGGCCAGCAGUGGCGUUGGCCUCGCACUCUGCAAGCGGCUGCUGGAGGAGGAUGAUGAGCUGCACGUGUGUCUGGCAUGCAGGAACGUGGGCAAGGCGGAAGCUGUCCGUGGGGCGCUGCUGGCCUCUCACCCCGCCGCUGAGGUCAGCAUCGUGCAGGUGGAUGUCUGCAGCCUCCAGUCAGUCCUCCAGGCCACCGAGGAGCUCAAGCAAAGGUUUCAGAGAUUAGACUAUGUCUAUCUGAAUGCUGGGAUCAUGCCCAACCCACAGCUAAACAUCAAAGCACUUUUCUCUGGCCUGUUUUCAAGAAAAGUGAUUCAUAUAUUCUCCACAGCUGAAGGACUGCUGACCCAGGAGGACAGAGUCACUGCCGACGGGCUCCAGGAGGUGUUCGAAACCAACGUCUUUGGCCACUUUAUUCUGAUUCGGGAACUGGAACCACUCCUCUGUCACAGUGACCAUCUUUCCCGGCUCAUCUGGACGUCAUCUCGCAAUGCAAAGAGAUCUAAUUUCCACCUUGAGGACAUCCAGCACCGCCGAGGCCAGGAGCCCUACAGCUCCUCCAAGUACGCCAUUGACCUGUUGAGUGUGGCGCUGAACCGGAACUUCAACCCGCGGGGUCUGUAUUCCAGCGUGGUGUGCCCAGGGACAAUGGUGACCAAUUUGACCUGUGGAAUUCUCCCUCCCUUUUUGUGGACUCUGCUGCUGCCCAUCAUAUGGCUGAUUCGCUUUUUUGCAAAUGCUUUCACUCUGACGCCGGACAAUGGAACGGAAGCCCUGGUAUGGCUUUUCCACCAAAAGCCGGAGUCUCUCAACCCUCUGACCAAGUACCUGAGCGCCACCACUGGCUUUGGAAGCAAUUACGUAACGACCCAGAAGAUGGAUCUGGAUGAAGACACUGCUGAAAAAUUUUACCAAAACUUACUGGAACUGGAAAAGCAAGUUAGGGUCACCAUUAAAAAAACAAAUAAUCAGAGCUGACGAUGGCACCCCCUGAAACACUGCAUACCUACCGUGAGCUCUGGGUUUCCAUAGAGUUGGGUGAUGUGCCUGUGUGGCAAUUGCUGAGCUGUAAUUGUCUCUUUUCCCCGGUUUCAGGAUUAUCUCUAAGACUGUGUAUGUGUGCACGUGUGUAUAUAUGAGAAAAAGAUUGAUAAGUAAAAUAUGAGUUAGAUGUUCUCCAGAACGGUGUCACAUCAAAAUUGUGCUCGAGUCACCCAACCAACUAUGCGCGUAUUGGUUCUACCGACUGGAGCCCAAGCUCUGCUUGGUGGGAUGAGGUCUGGACUCGAGUGGCACUCACCAGUCCUCCUUUUGGCCUUCCUGAGCAGGAGGAAGUACUGUCCACUCCCUGAGUGGUCAUCAGAGCUUUUUUCUUUUUCUUAUGGACAGUUUUCUUAGGUCUUAUACCUAAUUUCUUCUUCCAUGUGCUGCUUCUAGAAAUCCUGAGAUUAUGGGGCAUCUGGGUGGUUCAGUCAGUUAGGUGUCCGACUCUUGAUUUCAGCUCAGGCCAUGAUCUCAGGGGUGAGAGAUUGAGCCCUGAGUUGGCCUCCUUGCUCAGAGUGGGGUCUGCUUGGGAUUCUCUCUCACCCUCUCUCCCUUCCGCACUCACAUAAACACGCUCUGUCUCUCUCACUUAGAUUAAUAAAAUCUUUUAAAAUCUGAGAUUGUUAGAAUCCUAACAGUCCUAAUACGGAUACCCAUGUAGUUAAUUGCAGGAACAAAAGUGUAUGUGUUGGGGCACUUGAAUUAUUUUUUCUCUUGGAAGUGUCUUUCACGGAUGUCGAGGUAGUCUGCGUUAAUAUUGGGCCUGACCUUUAACACCGUUGGCAGAUUUGUUCAUUGCUAACCAACCUGUUUUUCAUGAUUAUAUUUUAAUGUAUGCAAACUUGCAGCAAAAAAUUAUUUACUCAGAUUUUUCAAAGAAAUUUUCUAAUUGAAUAAUUGCAGGUGGGAUAUUUGCUGGUAUCAGCAAUGGUUGGAAGUGGUUUGCAUAUGAAGACAAAAAUGCUAAAAUGUCUAGAUAUUUUUACCCUACCUAUAACCACUAUUCUUGGAAGAUAGUAAAGUGAGCAGAAUUUGAAUGACUAAUAAAAGUGAAAAUUUAU